AUGCGCCUCCGAAUAGCACUCUCCCCCGGGAUCUCCCCCAUUCUCCCUAGAUCGUUCGUCCUGAAGACCAUUGAGCAGAUCAAUGGCAAUGGCAACGGCAAAGGCGUGGCGUGGGGGCGGCGUCGCAUCCACGCUGUCGGCGCCGCUACUGGUGCUGUUACUCAUCGCGCACAACUUCGCCAGCAGCAGCAGCAGCAGCAGCAGCAGCCGCCGCGUCCCAGACCCCUCAAUUGUUCCUCCAAUCAGCGCCCGGCGUCCGCUUCUGACAUCAUCCCGAGCGCCGGCGCGAAGCUGAAGUUGGGGCCGCCGCCGCACAUGUCCGUCCGAAAUUUGUCGCAGAAACAGACCCCGAACGACAGACACGCCGCCUCGUCCUCCUUGUUCCCUCGUGAUCCCGCCGCAACCUCCCAGACCUGCGGGACGACGCGGGUCAGACAUUCCGGGAAUACCUCUUCUCAACCUCGCAGCAUCGAAAGCGCCAGUAGCCGCCAUCCUCGGCCGACGAUAUACUUAGCUAGGCACAAUCCCCGAGAGGACGCCGUCAACCACAGCGCAAUGGCCGAGACGAGAGACCCCAAACGCCCGCGCGUCGCCGCCGAUCCGGCCGAGCACCUCCCCGCCGGCAUCACCGAGACCCCGGAAGAGCUCAAGGAGCAAUGGUUCGUCGGCAGCAUCGACCAGGGCACCACCUCGACGCGCUUCCUCAUCUUCAACGGCCUCGGCGACCCCGUCGCUAUGCACCAGAUCGAGUUCGAGAACCAUUACCCGCGCUCCGGUUGGCAUGAACACGACCCCCUCGAGCUCCUCGCCUCCGUCGAGGAGUGCAUCGAAAAAGCCACGGCCAAGUUCGUCGCCAAGGGCCACUCGGCCUCCGCCAUCCGCGGCGUCGGCAUCACGAACCAGCGCGAGACCACCGUCCUCUGGGACGCCCGCACCGGCGAGCCCCUUCACAACGCCCUCGUCUGGCCCGACACCCGCACCGCCUCCCUCGUCCGCGACCUCCGUGCCCGCCCUGGCGCCGACACCCUCCAGGACCUCUGCGGUCUGCCCCUCUCAACCUACCCCUCCAGCGUCAAGCUGCGCUGGCUCCUCGACAACGUCCCCGCCGUCCGCGAAGCCUAUGAUGCAGGUCACCUCGCCUUCGGUACCGUCGACUCGUGGCUCAUCUACCGCCUCAACGGCGGCGCCGACCGCGGCGACGCCGCCAUCCACGUCACCGACUCCACCAACGCCAGCCGCACAAUGUUCAUGAACCUCCGCACCCUGCAGUACGACGAUGACCUCCUCUCCUUCUUCGGCGUCGACAAGUCCAAGAUCCGCCUGCCCAAGAUCGUCCCCUCCUCCGACCCGACCGCCUUCGGCUCCCUUGCUCGGGGCGUCCUCAAGGGCGUCCCCAUUGCCGGCUGCCUCGGCGACCAGUCCUCCGCCCUCGUCGGUCAGUGCGGCUUCUCCCCUGGCCAGGCCAAGAACACGUACGGCACCGGCUGCUUCCUGCUCUACAACGUCGGCGACGAGCCCGUCAUCUCCAAGUCGGGCCUCCUGGCCACCGUCGCCUAUGACUUUGGCAAGGGCCGCAAGCCCGUCUACGCCCUCGAGGGCAGCAUCGCCGUCGCCGGCUCCGGCGUCAAGUUCCUCGUUAAGAACCUCGCCUUCAUCGAUGACGCCACCCGCAUCUCCGAGCUGGCCGAGACGGUCCCCGACAACGGCGGCGUCGUCUUCGUCACGGCCUUUAGCGGCCUUUUUGCGCCCUACUGGAUCGACGACGCCAAGGGAACGCUGUUCGGCAUCACGGCCCACACCCAAAAGGGCCACAUCGCCCGCGCGACCCUCGAGGCGACGUGCUACCAGACAAAAGCCAUCCUCGACGCCAUGGCCAAGGACUCGGGCCACGCCCUCGAGUCCCUCGCCGUCGACGGCGGCCUCUCCAACUCGGACCUCUGCAUGCAGAGCCAGGCCGACAUCAGCGGCAUCCGCGUCGACCGCCCCGCCAUGCGCGAGACCACAGCCCUCGGCGCCGCCAUCGCCGCCGGCCUCGCUCUCGGCGUAUGGAACGAGCUUGAGGACCUCAAGCACGUCAACCAGACGGGCCGCAAAAUCUUCACCCCGUCCCUCGAGAAGGAGAGGACGGACAAGAUGUUCAAGAAGUGGGAGCAGGCCGUCGAGAUGUCGAGGGGCUGGGUGCGCGAUGCCCUUGAAUAGAGCAGUAGCAGUACUGUGUGUCGAGUAAGUAAAGGAUUUUCUUUUUAGAUCUGGAGUCUUUUGGAUACAGAAAAAGAAGAGCGUUUUUGGUAUGGGUUGUUAGGACAAUAUUGGGCAUGUAUUUUGCUUCGGGUUAGACAGGAUACCACUACCUAUCAAGUCAGUUUUCCUCCUUUG
Colletotrichum destructivum is the source of this 2376-nucleotide messenger RNA. Its product is annotated as Putative glycerol kinase, carbohydrate kinase, FGGY, ATPase, nucleotide binding protein. NCBI's taxonomy places the organism in Eukaryota, Fungi, Ascomycota, Sordariomycetes, Glomerellales, Glomerellaceae. Gene Ontology annotation, molecular function: glycerol kinase activity. The record is from RefSeq and is a predicted model, not a curated record. Gene Ontology annotation, biological process: glycerol-3-phosphate biosynthetic process; glycerol metabolic process; triglyceride metabolic process. Gene Ontology annotation, cellular component: mitochondrion. The transcript is spliced from 4 exons. Bases 1 to 2199 code for a protein of 732 amino acids.